Messenger RNA from Ochlerotatus camptorhynchus, 1636 nucleotides. Its product is annotated as acidic mammalian chitinase-like. The record is from RefSeq and is a predicted model, not a curated record. Gene Ontology annotation, cellular component: extracellular region. Gene Ontology annotation, biological process: carbohydrate metabolic process; chitin catabolic process. The coding region runs from base 75 to 1571 and encodes 498 amino acids. Gene Ontology annotation, molecular function: chitin binding; chitinase activity. The transcript is spliced from 4 exons. NCBI's taxonomy places the organism in Eukaryota, Metazoa, Arthropoda, Insecta, Diptera, Culicidae.
GAUUCCACUACAAAAAGAUUGUUUUCAAGUAAAUCGAAAUUCGUACAAGGUUUGCACAAGUGCCCCACUCCAGAAUGGUAUCAGUAAAAAUAAUAGGAUUACUAUUGGCGACACUUGUGUUUCCAACGAUAGUCGCGGCCAAAAAUAUUGUUUGCUACUACGGUACGUGGGCCACCUACCGAAAUGGAGCGGGAAAAUUCUCAGUGGAAAAUAUCGACCCCUUUCUAUGCACGCAUCUAAUAUAUGCGUUCGUUGGCAUCAGUACAAAUGGAACAAUCAGAAUUCUGGACCCUUGGCUGGACUUGGAAGACAACUGGGGCCUUGGAACAAUGAGGAAAUUCAAUGAUUUGAAAACAGUCAACCCCAGCCUGAAAACAUUGGUAGCCGUUGGGGGGUGGAAUGAAGGGUCUCAGAAAUUUUCCACUGUUGCUCAGAAUGCAAUCCUCAGAGCUAGGUUUGCAAAAGACGCUGCUGCAUUCUGUACGAAUCAGGGAUUUGAUGGCUUGGAUGUAGACUGGGAAUAUCCCGGGCAGCGUGAUGGAGAUCCCUCAGUUGAUCGUGAAAAUUUUGUGUCGCUUUUAUCCGAUCUGAAGGUAGAAUUUUCAAAACGUGGACUUUUGCUGACUGCCGCUGUAGCAGCUGCCGAGAGUUCGGCCUCGAUUUCUUACAACAUUCCGGAAAUAUCCAAAUAUCUGGAUUUCAUAAAUUUGAUGACAUAUGACCUGCAUGGUCCGUGGGAAUCUAAAACAGGUCACAACGCGCCACUUUAUGUAGGUCCUCACGACGUCACGCCUACUCAACAGCAGUUGAACGUGAACAGUAGUGUUAAUUACUGGUUGCAGCAUGGCGCUCCACCAGCGAAACUUAAUUUAGGUGUUGCAUUUUACGGCCGAUCGUUCACAUUGCGAUCGGCUGGGGAACAUGAUGUUGGAGCCCCAACAAAUGGACCGGGCCAAGGAGGCCCAUAUACCUAUGAAUCGGGGUUUCUCGGAUAUAAUGAGAUAUGUGAAAAGCUUACCGUUGAAAAAUGGAAUCAGUGUUGGGAUGCUCACCAAAAGGUGCCUUUUGCGUACGGUGGAAAUCAAUGGGUUGGCUACGACAACGAAGAAAGUCUAUCCCAGAAGUGUGAUUUCAUCUAUGAAAACGGACUUGGAGGCGGAAUGGUAUGGUCUGUUGAAACAGAUGAUUUUCAUGGCACUUGUGGUGAAAAGUUUACUCUACUAAACACACUAAACAGUAGAUUACAGAACAAUGGAGUAAUUACAACCACAACUAUAAGCUCGAGUAGCUCAUCGACAACUGCAACAAGCAGCACAUGGUCAACAUGGUCAUCAAGUACCGCACAAACUACAGUAACGCCAGAGGGCUCUUCAACGACGACUCAACAAAGUACUACCACCGUCUCUGACGAAUUCCAAUGCGUCUCAACGGGUUAUUUCCGCGAUCCAAAGGAUUGUACGAAAUUUUACUACUGUGAUAGAACCACGCGGUUUGAAUUUGUAUGUCCUCCGGGUUUGUACUUUGAUGAGACAACAUUUGUUUGCAAUUGGGCAAUCGCUGUGCAUUGCUAAUGAUUUUAAAUAAAUGUGAAGAAACGAUCAAACAAUGUUGUACCAUUUAGUUCAACAGGGUGUCG